AUGGCUCUGCUGAAGGUUCUGCUGCUGCUGGGGCUGGGUGUUUCAGUGAACUCAGAUGUUUCUCUGCAGAAGAGAAUCAUUGGAGGUCAAAACUGUGAUGAAGGUGAGCGUCUUUAUCAUGUUCGGCUAGAAAGCAGCUAUGGUAAUGAAAAAAUCCGCUGUGGAGGAUCUCUGAUCCACCCUCAGUGGAUCCUGACUGCAGCUCACUGCUGGAAGGCUGAGCCAGGAUGGACUACCGUAGCAACUUUAAAUGUUCAUCCACGGGCUGUUAGGAAGCAGAUACGGGUAAUUAAAUACGCUCCUCAGAUGUUUACACUCUUGGGCCAGCGGCAUGACAUCAUGUUGCUGAAGCUUGAGACACCAGUAGGAAAUGUUCCACUUGCUCAGCUACCAGACUGCAGUUAUCGUCUUCAAGUAGGCGAUGUUGUUCAGCUGGCAGGAGAGGGAGCAACAACCACUGGCCCCAAUAAUCAGCGAUUAAUAGAUGCUCCUAUUCCAGCACAUCUACAAUGUGUCGACAUGAGAGUUGUUCAGGUUUCUGUUGUCAUGCCGACAUUUGGCCUUUUAUUCUAUGUUCAAGCACCGAACAAGGAUGUAUGCUAUGGCGACGAUGGUGGAGCAGUGGUGUACAACGGCAUGAUUUAUGGUGUGAUUUCUUUUGGUGUAGCAUACUAUGCAUGUCAGAGUCACGCUACAGUCACGGAUGUGUGUGAAUAUCUGGGGUGGAUAAAAUCUACAGCUGGGCUUAUUUAAACAUAAACUAUCAUGAAAUAAAAUUCUCAUCAAAUUUCCUCUCACAAAUAAUUUUAUAAUUGUAUCUUCAUCUUUUUGAUCCACAUGUUUGUAGAAUUAGAAUAAAGUAAUUGUUUUGUUUUAUUUUUCUCACCUGAUCUUGACCUCCCUAAUGGAGCUUUCUCUGCCUCAGAAAUGAAAAAUAAAUCAAUAAA
This is a messenger RNA of Xiphophorus maculatus (southern platyfish), 947 nucleotides long. RefSeq names its product anionic trypsin-1-like. The transcript is spliced from 6 exons. Gene Ontology annotation, biological process: proteolysis. NCBI's taxonomy places the organism in Eukaryota, Metazoa, Chordata, Actinopteri, Cyprinodontiformes, Poeciliidae. The coding region runs from base 1 to 753 and encodes 250 amino acids. The record is from RefSeq and is a predicted model, not a curated record. Gene Ontology annotation, molecular function: serine-type endopeptidase activity.